AUGGUAGAAGAAACUGAAACUCAAGCUGGUGCAAGCAAGGCCAUAGGAGGUAGAAAGGGUAAAACCACCCAACCACAAGUCACCAAUAACAAGGCCACCAAUGAGACAGAGACCAAAGUGAUUGACAAUGAUGCCAAUGAAGAAACUGAUUCCAACUCUGACCUCAACAGUGGUGGCAAGCAAUUCAACUUCCACACCUUGGUGAAACUUCUUGAGCCAGUGCCCAAGCUUACAUCACACAACUACUACAGUUGGAAUGCCCACAUCAAGUCUCUCCUCCAAUGCAUCCCCCAUGCAAUGAAACACCUCAAGGGAGUGUAUGACAAGAAGCACCCCAAGUGGAACUGCACCUUCGAUGAUGCCUUAACAAAUGCACUAUGUGGCACCAUUGAUACUACUGGGGAAUACAAUGUCAAUUACUUGAUUCUCAACAUCAUCAGGGAGCCUCAUACAUUCCAUCAGGUCUGGAAGAAGAUUGAGAAUGGCUUGACCAAUGAAGCCACCACCACCUCUUGCCAAAUUGCACUCAUUUCUCAGUUAGGUGAGCUUAGGAUGUUCAACUCUGAUGCUCAAAAGCUCAUCCAGGAAAUCAGGUCUAUCCAGACAGAGAGCAGCCUGUUGGGAAAACCUUUUGCUGAUGACACUUUGUCCUUGAACCUACAGAAAUGCACUAUUCACCACCCAAUGUAUAAAGAAACAGUCACCACCAUCAACCAGCUCACCUUCAGUGCCCUUGCUACUGCCUUGACUAUUUGGCAGUUGGCAAUCGAGAAUAACCCUGUGUCAGGGGUCACGCGCCUGAAACCUGGUCUGCUCGUCGUUCGGUGA
Molecule: messenger RNA, 828 nt
Organism: Ustilago hordei
Lineage: Eukaryota; Fungi; Basidiomycota; Ustilaginomycetes; Ustilaginales; Ustilaginaceae
Exons: 1
Coding region: 1-828 (275 amino acids)
Source: RefSeq, a predicted model, not a curated record